UUACUUAGGGCAAUCGCAACUCGACUCUGGGCCAACGAAGGCUAAAAUAUUGAACGUUUUCAUAAAUUAUUAUUACGAUGUGUGAAGUGAAUUGUGAAAGUGCAAUAAAUGGAAUGUCCUGAGCAGAUGCUCUAUUUGUUAAGAAUCAAAUAUUGCAACGAUUUAUCUGAAUGUAAAAACGGCGAAAACUCUACGUGAAAUGCCCACUUUCCUAUGGCUCUUACUAUCUUUGGCCCUCAAUGUGAAGAGUAACAUAAUGCAAGACUAUGAAACUAUCAGCGUCAACCUGUUGAGCCCGCCUGUGGACAAGACGAGCCUGGCACUGCCCCUCGAUGUGGGAAAGGACAAGGUUUCUGGCUGCCUGUGUCGAGGAACUAUGGAUAGGGAGGUCGUUGUAUGUUUCGGGAACUAUGAAUGCAAGAGAUUUCCAAAGAUAAAACUGGAAAAGUGCAAAGUGUUAGUCGUGAGGACCACAAUAAUUUCAGAAAUAUUAAUCGGAGAUUUGGACUCAUAUAACCACGUCAAAGUGUUGAAAAUUGAUGGCAAUAGUCGACUGGAACAUUUACAACCAGGUUUAUUUAAAAACCUAUCAAACGUAGAACAACUGUCGAUAUCAUAUAAUCCUCAAUUGCAUUCUAUACAUCCAGACACAUUCGCGGGUCUUGUCAAACUACAUAAUCUGACGUUAGCUAACAACGCAUUCAAAAAUAUUGGUUUGCUCACGCCAGCCUUUAGACCCACAAUCUUACCAUCGUUACGCGUCUUAGAUAUAUCCGAAAAUGCUUUCGGUGCAAUUGCUGAGGAUGCAUUUAUCCAAAUGGAAGGCACAACACUUAGUAGACUUGUUAUAAAUUUAUGUAGUCUUGACAAUGUUCAUGCAAACAGUUUAUCGAAAUUAAAGGAGUUGAAACAGUUGCGUAUUGGGGAAAAUGACUUGUCUUCGUCGAAUAUUAUUGGCUUUUUACUGGCGCUUCAAGCGAACAAAAUUAAUUUGACACAUUUAUGCAUAUCAAGUAUGGGGUUCCGGAAGAGACCUCCUAUGGACCUAUUGAAAGUUAUCGCGAACUCUACCAUUUCAGUACUCAGUCUUGCAGAUAAUCAAUUUGAAGUUCUGGAAGAUGAUGAUUUUCCUACGAUGCCAAAUAUAGAAUUAUUAGAUUUGCGAAGAAUUUUUGUUAUGUCCAUAGGAGCUUAUACAUUCAGUCCAGUAAAAUUCCCUAAACUACGCAUACUGCUGUUGAGCGAAAAUAAUUUACCUGGGAUACACGAAAAGCACAUAUCAAAUCCACAAGUUCUGCUUCUUGAUCUUUCAUCGAACAAGGGCAGGCCUACAAGACCAUUGUAUUAUGAAAUAGACCGUGGGGUGUUUAAUGAUUGUCGAGACCUACGUUUUUUGAAUCUUGCUUUUAACAGAUUAAAACAUAUGUACAACCAUACCUUUACCGGAUUAAUUAACCUAAGAAUACUUAACAUGGAAAAUGGAACUAUUUUUCAUAUUGGAAACGGCACGUUUAAACCUUUAAGACGUCUGGAAUUGUUAAAUUUAGGAAAUAAUCCACUCACAGCAAAUGAGAACCUUACAAGUGCAAUGUUUGAUGGACUAAACGAGCUGAAGGUGCUUAUUCUGAAAAAUUGCGGAAUUAAACGUUUUUAUGACGAUGAUAACAUCUUUGAAAUGAUGCCGAAUAUCACCCAUUUAAUACUUACAAGUAACCAACUAUCUUAUAUUACUGCUGAAACAUUAAAACCAUUAAAAAACUUAAAGGUUUUAGAUUUAAGUCAAAAUUUAUUUGUGUCUUGGUGGCAACCUCUUUUUUUAGCUGCAGGCGUGCGUCCUUUUAAACUUUAUUUAAUGAACAAUAAAAUAACGCAUUUUACAAUAAAUAUGAUAGAAGAUAUAGAUUAUUUAUUAGAGAAUUCUAAUACCACUAGUGUUGAAAUCGAUCUCGCUGACAAUCUUUUUAUUUGCGACUGUAACGCUAUGUAUAGAAACUCCAUGUGGUUGCAAGCGAACGGUUCAGUUGCAUUGCAAAGAUAUUUUCAUACCUCCGAUGUGCAGUGCAGUAGCCCAGAUGUCUGGGAAAAUCGAAAAGUAGCCGACUUCAUCUUAUCAAUUAAAAACCGGCGCUGUCUAAUCUAUAACAAAAUCACAAAUAUGAUGUUACUAAUUUGGACCGCACCCUCGUUAGUUUCCAUAGCUCUUCUUAUAAUGAUUCUAGUAGUUAUUUAUAAAUAUAAAAUAUAUAUAAGAUACUGGAUAUUCUUAGCCAAGAUAGCGCUAGGACGAAAAUUCAUUAGAUACUCUAUCAAAACUAAAAGCGAACAGAAGGGUUACAAAUACGAUGCGUUUGUAUCAUAUUGCAACGAUGAUAGACAAUUUGUUCUAGAUAUGACGAAGGAGUUGGAAGUAAAACCUCCUUUUCUAAAACUUUGUAUUUACGAAAGAGAUUUCGAGAUUGGUUCUUUUAUAUCCGAAUCUAUAUUAGGUAGUAUAAAUGAAAGUAGAUAUAUAAUCUUAAUUGUAAGCAAUGCGUUUGCAAAAUCUCAAUGGUGUAGAUGGGAGACCCAUUUGGCGGAAUACCACAGAUUAUUUUUAGAAGAUGGUUCACCGUACGACCCAUUAGUUUUAAUCAAGAUAGGGGAAGUAGAUAGCAAAUACCUUACUACCACGUUGAAGUACUUGCUUAAGACAAAGAUAUACCAUACGUGGGACAAACAAAAUCCUGAAGACUUUUUUAUCAGAUUAAGAAAUGUUUUAGUUAAAAAUAAAUGAUUUCCUCAUAAAUUAAUCGUUUUCUUGAAUCUGGAAAAUCCCGGUCCAUUACUUUCUCCACUCUCUAAAUAAGCUGAUAUAAAUAAAAUUAAACGUCAGAGCGAAAGUGCUAAAAGCUGUAAGUUAAGUUUCCAAUAUACAUUAAGUGAAUUUUUUGUGAAAGGGCUCCAUAAACUUAAUUGAAGAGAUAAUUUAGGUAACACAGUUUCACUUACGCAAAAUAAUAUAAUAUUUAGUAGUAGUUAGUUAGUUUACCACUAAUGUGUUUACGAUAUUUUCCUAAAAAAAAAAAGGUUUGAAUUUAGCAACCAAUUCAGUUUUAUGCUUAUAGUAUAAGUAUGUAAUAACACUAAAUGUAUGGGACUACACUAUAAAUUUAGAUUAGAUCCAUCCGUAUGAUCGCUUUUGCCCUGAUAAGCUGAGGAUAGUGGUGUAGAGGCAGCAAGUCGACGUAACCGUGAGGGCUUUGCAAGACUGGCACCACCUUCAGUAAUUAACAGACUACGUAGAAGAACAAGAACCUGGUGAUCUUUUGCAUCAUCACACAAACAGUUUGUUUGUCGUCCCCGAGACGAUCCCUUAUGAAUGCCACUAAGUAGAAUACUUAUUCAGUUAAAAGCCUCCUAACAUUACAAGGAAGGCUUUUGUUGCGAUAUGUCAAAGCAUACGCAAUUGUUACAUGUUUCCGUUAAUUGGGAACAAAUGCGUUUGAAUAUCAAUAGACAUGGCUCGUGACUAACAAGAUAGGAUGUAUGAUGUAGUGGUACAUAUAUUCGCUUCAAAAAGAUAAUCGUACUGUGGAAUCGAGUAUCGGUGGGGUUAAUCCCUGGGAGGUACGACUUCGAAGACUUUAAAAAAGUUCAUACUCCUAGCAUCCACUAAAAUGGGUGUCCAUGGGCGAUGACUGCCCUUUUUAGGCGUCCGUAGGAUCGUUUGUGCUUCCUUGUUACUUAUGAUUAAAGUAAAUAAUUACAACUUUUUGAACUACGAACGGCAAGCCAUUGACAAUCCUUUCCAUGCCGUAGCCACAUACUAAUAUAGUUAUAUAUGUCCCAUUAUAAAAAACGGGACCGAGAAAAUAAG
Messenger RNA from Pieris brassicae (large cabbage white), 3856 nucleotides. Its product is annotated as toll-like receptor 4. Gene Ontology annotation, molecular function: protein binding; transmembrane signaling receptor activity. Bases 200 to 2773 code for a protein of 857 amino acids. NCBI's taxonomy places the organism in Eukaryota, Metazoa, Arthropoda, Insecta, Lepidoptera, Pieridae. The transcript has 3 exons. Gene Ontology annotation, cellular component: membrane. Gene Ontology annotation, biological process: toll-like receptor signaling pathway; immune response; inflammatory response. The record is from RefSeq and is a predicted model, not a curated record.